AUGACCUUGAUCUUCUUCUACUUCUACUCUAUCUUCUUCUUCUUCUUCUUCUUCUUCUUCUUCUUCUUCUUCUUCUUCUUCUCUUUCUUCUUCCCCUUUUCUUCUUCUGCUCUUUCUUCUUCCCAUUUUCUUCUUCUUCUGCUUUUCUUCUUCCCCUUUCUUCUUCUUCUUCUUCUUCUUCUUCUUCUUCUUCUUCUUCUCUUUCUUCUUCCUCUUUUCUUCUUCUUCUUCUUCCCCUUUUCUUCUUCUGCUCUUUCUUCUUCCCCUUUUCUUCUUCUUCUUCCCCUUUUCUUCUUCUUCUGCUCUUUCUUCCUCCCCUUUUCUUCUUCUUCUCCUUCCCCUUUUCUUCUUCUUCUGCUCUUUCUUCUUCCACUUUUCUUCUUCCACUUUUCUUCUUCUUCUUCUUCUUCUUCUUCUUCUUCUUCUUCUUCUUCUUCUUCCAUUAAUAUUACCAAACCCAACUCUCUCAUAAAGAAAGUAACAAAGGUUUAUUUGAUAGAUGCUUCCUUUUACAAAGAUGUCUUUCUUUAUUUCUUUGUUGUUUCUUUCAUUUCAGAAAAUUCACCUUUAUUUUUACGUUUUAUUCCGACCUUUCAUUUCUCAGCUGACUUAAUUUUUAAUCAUUAUCUCCCGUUUCUGAUUUUUUCUCCCUUCUUUCUUUCAUUUCAUAUUUUAUUUCUUUUCUUCUUCUUCUUUAUUUCAUUUAAUAUUUUUCUUUCUUUCUUUCAUUCUAUAUUUUGA
This is a messenger RNA of Acanthosepion pharaonis, 741 nucleotides long. The record is from the annotation of a GenBank genome assembly. NCBI's taxonomy places the organism in Eukaryota, Metazoa, Mollusca, Cephalopoda, Sepiida, Sepiidae.